AAAUAAAUGAGUAGUUACGAGCAGCCUCUCCCCCUUCUCUCCCUCAGGCUUGCCCCGUUGAUCCUCUCCUAUCUCCUUCUCUCCCUCAGGCUUGCCCCACAGAGGCCUCUCCUAUCUCAUCCCCUUCUCUCCUUCAGUCUAACUCCUUAGCAUAAGAGUGUUUUUCAUGUGGGAAGGAGGAGUAGAAUGUCUAAGCUCCCAGCCUUCAGGAUGGUUGUGUCAUACACUGGCCACGCCCACAUCCAAGUGGCAGUUGGAACAGAGUUCUUUUCAGGUGGGGAGGGGGGGUAGAAUGCCUAACUCCUUAGCAUCAGAGCGUGUUAAUAGUACUAUAAGAAAUACCAAUGAUCUGAUACUAAUAAUCAAAAAACCCUUUCUUAGCGAGCACCUAGAAGCCAAGAGGAACAUAUGUGCCAAAUUUCAAGUUUGUAGGCUUUACGGUUCUGGAGGUUUCGUGUUGAUGCAUGAGCGGUAUUUCACUUUUUUUAUAUAUAAAUAUGAGAAGCUGUUCUGGAUGUCCAAAAAUCUGAUGAUUUUCAUUUUAAAGAGGACUGUUCAGAGGUACUAGGAGGAAUUUCAUUAAAUAUCUCGAGUUUCAAUAAACCAGAAAUGCGUUCCUCAAAUUCUCAAAAUUGCGAGAAUCAGUGUUUGAUCCACUCUUCCUGUUGUUUGCAUUUAUAUGCAGGCUUCUCUUCGAGCCGAUGUAUUUCCUAUCUCAAACUCUUCUGUCAAAUUCUUUCAUUCAAACUUUUCAGAUAACUACCAGUUUAACUACUCUCUCCUUUCUGGGUCGGUUGGAACACUUUCUCCGUUGUUUUCUCUUUCAGGUGCUGAUCGUUCACACGAAUUUUUUGACGUCCCUCGUCCCGAAAUCCUGCAGCCUCUCUAAUCUUGUAACCGUAAAGGUUUUAGACCUCCAUGACAACCAGCUGACCUCCCUUCCCGCCGAUAUCGGCCAGUUGACUUCUCUUCAGGUUUUGAACGUGGAAAAGAAUGUUUUAAAAGCUCUUCCGGACUCGAUCGGGGAUCUCGCUCAGCUUCAGACGCUGAAUUUGAAAG
Messenger RNA from Thamnophis sirtalis, 1059 nucleotides. Lineage: Eukaryota; Metazoa; Chordata; Lepidosauria; Squamata; Natricidae. The record is from RefSeq and is a predicted model, not a curated record.